AAAAAAAAAAAAAAAAAAAAAAAAGAAGGAAAAAUCCUCAUGUCCUCUCCGUCUCUCUCAAUUCUUCCCUUCCUGUUCUUCCUCUUCUCCAAUUUUCCCAUCACUCAAUCUUCCAUUUCCAACACAUCCUCCCUCAUCUACAAGACUUGCAAGACCAGCUCCGAUCAAGACCCCAACAUCUCCUUCAAUUUCUGCCUAACAUCUCUCCAACACGGGGUGGCUGCCACCGCCAAGCAUGGCCGCACCGCCCUUGAUCUCCGCCGCCUCGGCCUCAUCUCCCUUCGCUUGGUUCGCCGUAACGUGAGCAGCACACGCCACCAUAUCAAGAAGUUGCAAAGAAAUAAGCACCUCAACACGUUGGUUAAAUCCUGUUUGGCUGAUUGUUUGGAGCUUUAUUCUGAUGCGAUCCCAAUUUUAAAGGAUGCUCGAAGGGAUUAUAAGGAUAGACGUUACUUCGAGACGAACUUGAAGAUCAGCUCGGUUAUGGAUGAUUGUUCGACUUGUGAAGAUGGAUUCGAGGAAGAAGGAGUGAUUUCACCGUUGACUAAUAGAAACUAUAAUGUCUUUGAAUUAUCAGCUAUUGCACUCUCCAUUAUUAAUAUGCUUUCUUGAGGAAAAUUGUAAUAGAAGAAAAAUAAUUGGAAUUUUUAUUCAAUAAUGUAAUAAAUGGAGUAAUUUUAUAUGGUAA
This is a messenger RNA of Cucurbita maxima (winter squash), 688 nucleotides long. Its product is annotated as putative invertase inhibitor. The coding region runs from base 40 to 612 and encodes 190 amino acids. The record is from RefSeq and is a predicted model, not a curated record. Gene Ontology annotation, molecular function: enzyme inhibitor activity. Lineage: Eukaryota; Viridiplantae; Streptophyta; Magnoliopsida; Cucurbitales; Cucurbitaceae. The transcript has a single exon.